AUAUCGAUCAGCUGAUCAUCAGCUAGCUGCGUCGUCUUCUUCAGCAAGAGAAGCUAUUAAUUAGCUAUAUAGAUAGCUGGUGUGAUUAGGAGGAGAAAUUAAGGAGGAUUAAUUGGUGAGAGAGUGAUUAUUAUUAGAUGGCUGGGCUGAGGGAGAUGGAGUCGACGCUGCCGCCGGGGUUCCGGUUCUGCCCCAGCGACGAGGAGCUCGUCUGCUUCUACCUCCGCAACAAGGUCGCCAACCACCGCGUCGCCUCCGGCACCCUCGUCGACGUCGACCUCCAUGCCCGCGAGCCAUGGGAGCUUCCCGAGGUGGCUAAGCUGACUGCGGAGGAGUGGUACUUCUUCAGCUUCAGGGACCGGAAGUACGCGACGGGGUCGCGGACGAACCGGGCGACCAAGACAGGUUACUGGAAGGCCACGGGGAAGGACAGGGUCGUCCAUGAGGCGGCGACCCGAGCGGUGGUCGGGAUGAGGAAGACGCUGGUUUUCUACCUCGGCCGUGCCCCCAACGGGCACAAGACCACCUGGGUCAUGCACGAGUUCCGCCUCGAAACCCCCAACUCCCAACCCAAGGAGGACUGGGUGCUAUGUAGGGUGUUCGACAAGAAGAAGCCAUCGAUGACAGAAGCCGAUCAGCAGGGAAGCAAUGGCAGCGACCAUUUCAUCGCCGGCGCAGCCACCGGCCCCUCCUCGCCUACAACGACGACAGCGGCGGCGGCGGCGCCCCUCCUCGCGGGCUCAUCGCCCGACCCGACGGUGGUGGACAGGUUCGACCACCACGCAGCGCUGCCACCGCUAAUGGCACUCAUGCAAGGUGGCGAGGACCAGAUGAUCGCCGCCGCCGCCGGUGGUAGCAGCAGCAGCAGCGCGCUGCUCAACCUGGCGAUGCUGCAGUACAGCUUCCUAGAGCACCGGCCACCCGGCGUCGACGACGACGCGGCGGCGGGGCCCGCCCACUUCGGCGCAUGCCGUGGCGGCCUCGGCGGCGGCGACGGCCCGCCGGCGCUGGGGGCGAUGGGGUUCGAGGAGCACGGCAUGGGGGAGAUCAUCGAGAUGGAGCCGCCAGCGUGGCGCCACGAUGGCAGCGGCUGCCUGUACAGGGACGAGCUCUACUUCUAGCAGCAGCAGUAGUGCAAAUGGAUUUGAAUUAUUUAAUGUGAUGCGCAUUGCAUGUGUUAAUUAGCUAGAGCUCAGUUUGAUUCAGAAAAAUAUAUAUGUAGGGUUUACAAGAGGUUUGCUAGUUCAUCAAGCUGUGAUUAGAGUAUAUAACAAAUUAAGGUGGAGUUAAAAAUUUAAGGGGUCUGAUUAGGUUGAGUGGCUGUGGGGAUUAAUUAAGCAAUUUGUGUAAUUAGUGAUCUGUUUGUAGGUGAGCAGUUACAGCAAACAACUUUAGGGAAAAGGGGAUGGUAUGAUCAGGACCAAGAUCAAUUUAAUGUUCAUGUACAUUGAAAAUGUAAUCCAGGGGAAUGUUUCACAUCUGAUUGGGCCAAGCACUUUCAGGAAGAGGAAUUAAAAUUUAUUCUGCGU
This is a messenger RNA of Oryza brachyantha (malo sina), 1529 nucleotides long. Its product is annotated as protein CUP-SHAPED COTYLEDON 1-like. Gene Ontology annotation, biological process: regulation of DNA-templated transcription. The record is from RefSeq and is a predicted model, not a curated record. Lineage: Eukaryota; Viridiplantae; Streptophyta; Magnoliopsida; Poales; Poaceae. The transcript is spliced from 3 exons. Bases 138 to 1121 code for a protein of 327 amino acids. Gene Ontology annotation, molecular function: DNA binding.